GAGCAGCCGAGCUGCCUCGUCUUUAACCGGAGACCGACCAAGCGGCUGAGAGGCGGACGAUAACAGCAUCCGUUGCUGUUAUUCAGCCUUCACGCAUCUCAAUGAACCGCACACAUCCACACCACUGAUCGUGCCUACUGCUUCUCGCAGGGAGGCAAUCUUUUUUACUCAUCCCCCCUUUACCAGACACACCUUUUCUUAAACAUUUCAAGGUGCGCGUAGCCUACUUUUUUGUAAGCCUCCAACCAUGGUGCUCGGGAAGGUAAAGAGCUUCACGGUCAGCUACGACUGUCUCAAUGACAGCAACGUGGCCGUGUUCUCCAGCGGGGACUGCGUCUCAGGGAGGGUGGUCGUCGAGGUGACGGGCGAGAUCCGCGUCAAGUCCCUCAAGAUCCACGCCAAAGGCUUCGCCAAAGUUCGCUGGACCGAGUCGCGGAACGCCGGCUCCAACACCGCCUACACGCAGAAUUACACGGAGGAAGUGGAAUAUCUCAACCAUAAAGAUGUUCUCAUUGGACACGAGAGAGAUGAUGACAACUCUGAGGAAGGACUCACCACUAUCCAUUCAGGAAGACACGAGUAUGCAUUCAGCCUGGAGCUUCCACAGACACCUCUGGCUACCUCUUUCGAAGGGAAGCACGGCAGUGUGCGCUAUUGGGUGAAGGCUGAGCUCCACAGGCCGUGGCUGCUGCCCAUCAAGACCAAGAAGGAAUUCACAGUCUUUGAGCACAUUGACAUCAACACUCCGUUACUGCUGUCACCACAGGCCGGCACAAAGGACAAGACACUUUGCUGUUGGUUCUGCACCUCAGGUCCAAUUUCCCUAAGUGCCAAAAUUGAGCGGAAGGGGUACACCCCAGGAGAGUCGAUCCAGAUCUUCGCCGAGAUCGAGAACUGCUCGUCCCGCAUGGUGGUGCCCAAGGCGGCCAUCUACCAGACGCAGACUUUCUAUGCCAAAGGGAAGAUGAAGGAGGUCAAGCAGCUGGUGGCCAACCUGAGGGGCGAGUCGCUGUCCUCGGGCAAGACGGAAACCUGGAGCGGCAAAAUGCUGAAGAUCCCGCCCGUGUCGCCCUCCAUCCUGGACUGCAGCAUCAUCAGAGUGGAAUACUCGCUCAUGGUGUAUGUUGACAUACCAGGCGCGAUAAACCUUUCCCUGAACCUGCCGCUGGUCAUCGGAACCAUCCCCCUGCAUCCCUUUGGCUCCCGCACAUCCAGCGUGAGCAGCCAGUGCAGCAUGAGCUGGCUGGGGAUGGGUCUACCCGAGAGGCCCGAAGCUCCUCCAAGCUAUGCAGAAAUUGUGACAGAAGAGCAGCGGCAGAGCAGUUUGGAUGUGCCGGCAGCUCGCGAGGAUCUGGAUGGACCUCUGUUUGCCUACAUCCACGAGUUCCGAUUCCAGCCGCCCCCUCUCUACUCAGAGGUGGAUCCAAACCCCGACCAAGCCGACCGUCCAGAAGUGCGCAGGCCCGACGCCUGCCCGUCACGCUGAGUUGUCGUCCUCAAAAUUCCCUUGGCUGACUUGGGAACCCAAAGAAACCCGCACAAGACUCCACGUUGUCCAUUCUUCUCUUAAAACGGUGUCGUCGACGACCAGCGUGAGAAAUGCGAAGGAUCCAACCAACCAACCAACCAACAAAGACUGAGUUGGGCAAAUGUGUUCCUUCAGUGACACAAAAGGAGAGUCGCUGUUUUGGUGGCUCGCUUCCUCGCUUAGAGUAGGGACAUUUUCCAUCUUUAUGGCGAGCCUUUUGUAGCGAGGAAGAGUGCAAAGUUGUGGCACAUAAGGACACCAGGCUUCACCAGUCACGUCCGGACUGCAUUAGAGAGAGAAGAAAAAAAAAAAACAAGGCCAUCACCCAAGAUGUGGACGCCCUCGACGAGCGCGCCACCGACGAGAGCGAGAAGUCCUCCUGCCUCAUUUUGGGAUUUUGUUUUUGCACAUCUUGACUGGAGUGGCCCCUGUUUAAGCGCUUGCUUUUCCAGACUGUGGGAGAUGCAAGACUGAAGAAAAAAAAAAAAACAAGACAAGAACAAUGCACUGAUUUUGUGUUUCUUUAAAAACUGUUAGUUUUUGUUGUUUUUUCUUUGACAUUUCCCAAAUGACUUCUGACAACUGGACUUUUAUUUUUAUUUUUUAAACACCAACAAAACCAACUGCAGCACACUUUUGUCUACCUAGAAGCUCUUUGAAGACGUUGCCUCCUCUGUUUGGAUCCAGUAUGGCUUUCCUCCUUUUGUUCGAGCCGAUCAUAGAAUUAUUUGUGUGUGUGUGUGUAUGUGUUGGGGGAGUUUGGAGUUUUGCAGGCCUCAUUUUGCUACUAAAACGGGGAGACUUUUUCUUCCUCAACGUAUGCCUGCCGCCCUUCUUCUCCUUAUCUCUCUUACUGCCCGAAAAGCACUGUUUCAUGUGCGACCAUAGCAGAAAAGAAAAAAAAAUAAUUGCACUGUUUAGAAUCAUGAAAAGUUCUGUUUGUGUCAUGCUAGCAAAACUAUUUAGACAAAUGACAUGCAGAUGAGCUAGGCAGCUUUUGUAGACACAUUCCCUUUUUGUCCUGCUGCACUUGCUCAUUUUUAUCAGACCUGUGAAGCCAGAAUGCUUUAUUUCCAAAAAAAAAAAAGAAAAAAAAGUCGAGCACUGACGCCGCUUCGAGUUUGAAGAAGCAAACCCAAAUGCGCAGUCUGGUCGGAACAAGUAGUCGUAGGUUGACAUGAGUACUACAUUGGUUUUCUCACUCAUUCAACACAAUCGGCCAGCUGUAGCAAUUUUGGGUUUGUCAGGAAAUAAGAUGCGCAGCACUUUUGUAUUUAAACAAUAAUAAUAAAAAUAAAAAAAAGCAUUACAUGGUGAAGGUCUGGAUUUAAAAAAAAAAAAAAAAAAAGAAGGUACUAAUCACGUUUCAGCUAAGCAGUGUUGUGUAGGACGUCGGAUGCGUUAUUUAAUCUUGAAUGAUGAGUUUACAUUCUGUGGCGUGUGUGUGUUUGUGUGCACGUGUGGAGAUCCCGUCGACAACCGGAACGCUUCUGACGACCAAGUGACAAGUUGCAGAUCAUUCAAGUGAUCUUAUCUUUGUGGCCUUGGACACAGAAAAGAUCCCCUCCCAGCCCCGCCCCUCCCUCUCGGUAAUUCUUGUCACCCUUUCCUUCGCCUGUAUGUUUUCGAUUCCAUUCAAAAGGACAAAAAGGGAAAAGCAAGUCCUUUUUAGAAGCAAGACAAGACAGCCCAGAGAGGCCUCCUAAUUCCCCCCCCCCACCUAUACGAGGGCAUUGGUGUAGUUUAGCAGACAACCCACCCGGUCGGUCGGUCGGUCUCAGGCUGUUGAUCAGCCCUCCUCCUCUGAGGGAGAUGUAAACUGCCUUCUCCACUUUUUGUUGUUGUUGUAUUUGUUUGACGCUUUUAUGUUUAACAAUGAUGAAUAAGCUGACAUAUUUGCUCCACGCCCGGUCGAUUCCGCACGAGCCGGCCGGCUUGAGUAAGUCCAGAAGUAAGAUUAAGCUGAUAAAAAGGCAGGAACUGAAAUGUUCAGAAAACAAAACCGAAUCGGGGAGAUGACGUCUGAAACAUUUUAGAAA
This is a messenger RNA of Syngnathus acus (greater pipefish), 3567 nucleotides long. It is a transcript of the gene arrdc3a, whose product is annotated as arrestin domain containing 3a. Gene Ontology annotation, cellular component: cytoplasm. Bases 248 to 1486 code for a protein of 412 amino acids. Gene Ontology annotation, biological process: protein transport. The transcript is spliced from 8 exons. Lineage: Eukaryota; Metazoa; Chordata; Actinopteri; Syngnathiformes; Syngnathidae. The record is from RefSeq and is a predicted model, not a curated record.